Molecule: messenger RNA, 990 nt
Organism: Verticillium alfalfae VaMs.102
Lineage: Eukaryota; Fungi; Ascomycota; Sordariomycetes; Glomerellales; Plectosphaerellaceae
Product: RNase Z
Exons: 1
Coding region: 1-990 (329 amino acids)
Source: RefSeq, a predicted model, not a curated record
AUGGCCCAGCCGUCGCCUGCCUUUGCGACGCCCUUGCCCCAGUCAAAUCGAUCCGAGGUCCUCGAGUGGCGCUUCCCCAAGCCCUACCAUCAAUAUGUCCUGACGGGAAAGUCACGAGCCGCGUGGCACACGUCCUUCGUCAUCCCACAGCUCAAUCUCCUACUCGACGCCGGUCUUGUCGUCAACAAGGAGCGCCCCAAACACAUCUUCCUGACCCACGGCCACAGCGACCACGUGCUCCUCUCGCCCGCCUUUGUCAAACGCGAAGACCCGCCAGACAUCUACUGCCCCGUCGAGAUGAAGAAGUUCUUCGACGACUACAUCCUCGCCAAGACCAUGAUGAACCGUGGCGGCCACAUCCAGUACGACGAGGCUGAGGCCCGCGGUCUGCCCGUCGACAAGGACGCCCCCGACGUGGACGACGACGGCCGGACGCCCUCGCAGCGGGCCUUUCUCGGCACGCACGUCACGCACCCCGUCGUCCCUGGCGACGAGAUCCCCCUGCGCCGCCUCAAGGGCAUGAGCGCCUCCGUCUUCCGGUGCGACCACAACGUCCCCUGCGUCGGCUACGUCUUCAGCACGACGACCCACCGCCUCAAGCCCGAGUACACGUCCCUCGCGGGCCAGGAGAUCAAGGCCCUGCGCACCUCGGGCGUCGACAUCACGGCCCCGCACACGAGCCCCGUCUUUGCCUUCCUCGGCGACACGACGGCCUCCGUGCUGGCCGCGGAGCCGCCGUGGCUGCGGGACGGCAUCCCCGUCGUCAUCACCGAGUGCAGCUUCUUGUACGAGGAGCACAAGGCCCAGGCCGAGAAGACGAAGCACACAUACUGGCCCGAUCUCGAGGCCGUCGUGCGCAGGUGGCCCAAGACGACGUUCAUCAUUAUGCAUUUCAGCAUGCGGUACAGCGACGAGCAGGUGUCGGCCUUUUUCAAGGGGCUGCGGGAUCCGCCUAAGAAUAUUGUCGUCUGGGUAGAUGGGGAAGCGUAG